AUGAUAUUAAGGAAUAUUUCCAAAUUAUUCACUGUUUAAGAAAAGCAGAGCCUAAAUUAAUAGAUGAAGUUGGUUAGAGAUCUAAAUCUGCUGAGUCGAAUGGAAAAUUAGCAAAAAAAGAUGUUGUAAAAGUAAAUAGUAAGUUAGAAAAUAAAUCUUGAGAUAGAGACAUUGUACUUUUUGUCAUUAUUAUUCUUAGAAUCUUCGUAAUUAGAAGAAAAAAAAAUAAAAUUAAAAAUUAUGUCAUCACAUAGCCAAAGUAGAUACGCCCCAAAGAACUCAUCCAUACAAGAAAUAGAAGCAUCAAUCAAUCAGAGUAAGGAGAAGAAUGGAACUAUAGUAUAAUCAAUAUGGAUCGAAGGGGUUCUGGCAAGGAUGGCGGAGGAUAAAACCCUUUAAUCUUUUUUUCUAUUGGAAAUCAGAAUAGAUUGCCAAAUGAGUAAAGAGGAGGAGAUUUCAUAAAUGUAUUUAAGGAAAAUGAUAAGAGAAAUGAUGAAGAAGUUAGAGAGGGGAAAAGCUAAGGAGGAGUUAAUGCCAAUGAUAUCUAAGUUUGA
Paramecium sonneborni is the source of this 554-nucleotide messenger RNA. The record is from the annotation of a GenBank genome assembly. NCBI's taxonomy places the organism in Eukaryota, Ciliophora, Oligohymenophorea, Peniculida, Parameciidae.